Messenger RNA from Nilaparvata lugens (brown planthopper), 1047 nucleotides. RefSeq names its product protein cornichon (gene cni). NCBI's taxonomy places the organism in Eukaryota, Metazoa, Arthropoda, Insecta, Hemiptera, Delphacidae. Gene Ontology annotation, biological process: endoplasmic reticulum to Golgi vesicle-mediated transport. The transcript is spliced from 5 exons. Bases 152 to 586 code for a protein of 144 amino acids. Gene Ontology annotation, cellular component: endoplasmic reticulum membrane; COPII-coated ER to Golgi transport vesicle. The record is from RefSeq and is a predicted model, not a curated record.
UGAGGUAAAGUCAACGACACCAUCACUACUUCUACUAUUCUGUGACCAUGACCAAGACAGAAGUAGGAAUGAAAAGUGAUGGCUGAAUUUGUCUUUUUAUUCUGAAUACUUCUAAAUUAUUUAUUAGUGCAUUCUUUAUUAUCUUUCCGAUAUGGCUUUCAAUUUUCCCGCAUUUUCGUAUAUUAUAGCUUUGAUUAUUGAUGCUUUUCUUAUCUUCUUUGCAAUUUUUCAUGUAAUUGGAUUUGAUGAAUUAAGAACAGACUACAAGAAUCCUAUCGAUCAGUGUAACAGUCUCAACCCGCUUGUUCUACCAGAAUACCUUUUGCACAUUCUUUUCAACAUCCUUUUCAUAUUUUCUGGGCAAUGGUUCACUUUGUGUUUGAACUUGCCCUUGAUUGCCUAUCACAUUAACAGAUAUAGAACUAGACCAGUUAUGUCAGGAUUUGGUCUCUACGAUCCUACCAGCAUUAUGAAUGCAGAUGUCUUGACUAAAUGCCAAAGAGAGGGUUGGAUAAAACUUGCAUUCUACCUUCUUUCCUUCUUUUAUUAUCUUUAUGGGAUGAUUCAUGCUCUCAUUACCACAUAAAAUGGGUUGCGAUAUAAUUGGUUCGAAAUUAUAAUCAACGAGUGUCGAUGAAUAUUUAAUCGGAUGAACGGAGAAACCACAUUGGAGUGUUCUUAGUUUUUUCUAGAUUCGCUUCAAUCAAUUCCUAGCAAGUGCUUUGCAAUUUUGCAAAUUUUCCAAGUUUCUGAUUGCUUAAAGUGGUAACUGUAAGUUUGGAUAUUGUAUCAUUUUAAACAAACUUUGGUUGUAGGUUUUAAUUUAUUAUGAAACGGAUCUUCUUUCGGCUCGGACAACUAGUGGGUUCAUGUGCAUGCUGAACAAACUAAGAGUUAAUCGGUAUUUUUUAAUUUGUAAAUUUGUACAAAAUCGUCUCAAGUUUCUAGAUAUUGUAUUACUUACUCAUAAAGUCGUUUGUUUCUAGUAAAACAAUCAUUCUAGCUGGUUACUCAUUUACCUAAUUAAGAACAAACAUUUGUAACGUG